GGGGGAAUAGGAGACUUAAACGAGGUCAAUUAUCAGACUUAUCUGAAAGCAGAGGAUGCACAACACAUCUGGCAGCAGCUGGAUGUCAUAGUGUGUGUCAGAGAGAGAGCAGGAGGGCGUGCGUUGGGGUGUAAAGAUAACGACAGCUCUUCCACAAAUAAGGAGUUUUUAAACUCAGCACUGGACCUGCAACACUCUCCUCCUCAUUAUAUUACAGCUGCGAGGCGAGGGUGGAGAGAGCAUCAGAGGAAAUCAGAGCGAGAGAGAGAGAGGGGAAGAAAUAAGGAGAAAAGACCGGGGCAGUGACAGAGAGGAGAGGCGAGAGGAGCAUCUGGUAUUCAAUAAGAUCGGAGAGGGACUUCCUGCUGAGAGCUGAAGCAUCAUCAUCAUCUCAAACUUAUUGGACUUGUGGUCACUCUCACACUGACUGUCACAGGACAAAAAGGCUGCUUUCUUCAGGCCUUCAGUUAAAGGGGACGUGUCUGUCUGCUCAUCAUGGCCCCUCCCUCUCUGUUGAUGCUGCUGAUGGUGGUUGCCUUGGCAACUGGGGCCCGUUCAGCCAGCGAGGAGAAUGAACUGGAUUAUGGGUACUGGAACUACAGAGAGGGAGCUGACAGUGUGAAUGUGGCCUCAGUGCGCAGUGUGACCAGAGUUUUAGACGCAUGGGGGAAACGCAUCUUCCGUGAGAUCAAGACUCUACUGCACUCCCAGCCCAGCGCACUGCUGCCUGACUACUCCAGGGUGCGCCCUCUGUCCGAGUCCGUCAACGACCUGUUCAGAGAAGUCUCCCUACUGCGCAGGCGCAUCAGCGAGCUCUCUCAUCGCCUAGCAACGCUGGAACCGUUCCUCCGUCACCACGGCUACCGGGAGAUGAAGGAGGAGGAGGAGGAGGAGGAGGAGGAUGGAGGCGGAGGCCGGGUACCGGUACCUCAGAGCCUGAGAGGAGAGGUGGCGAGUCUGGCCCGGUACACCCCGAGGAGGACACCGGGGACCCCGGGGAGGCCGAGUCCACCGAGGGGGAGCCAGAGCCGGGUGGUGAGGAGGAGACGGGUGAGAGUCCUGAACAGAGGGGGAGUGAAGAUGGUUCAGAGAGAGAGAGACACACAAUGAUGGAGGGGAGGAGAAAGUUAACACAGAAAUAUGAUAUCAAACUUUUAACUGUAUAGAUUUUCAUUUUUUGUAAAAAUAACAUAUUAUAGACAUAUUAUUAGACACUCUGAGAUCAGAGAUGAUGAUUAAAGUUUGUAUUAGUCAUUAAAUAACUCUUAUCUUUAAUAAAUUCUUUUUAUGAUUAUCACUA
Messenger RNA from Sebastes umbrosus (honeycomb rockfish), 1300 nucleotides. RefSeq lists its product as uncharacterized. NCBI's taxonomy places the organism in Eukaryota, Metazoa, Chordata, Actinopteri, Perciformes, Sebastidae. The transcript has 5 exons. The record is from RefSeq and is a predicted model, not a curated record. The coding region runs from base 496 to 1110 and encodes 204 amino acids.